AUGACGGCAGACGGCCAGGCGGCGACGGAGAGAGGCUCCAAGAACGACGGCAGACGGAGAGAGGCUCCAAGAAUGACGGCAGACGAAGAGAGGCUCCAAGAACUGAGAGGCUCCAAGAACGACGGCGGACGGAGAGAGGCUCCAAGAAUGACGGCAGAUGGAGAGAGGCUCCAAGAAUGA
Molecule: messenger RNA, 180 nt
Organism: Drechmeria coniospora
Lineage: Eukaryota; Fungi; Ascomycota; Sordariomycetes; Hypocreales; Ophiocordycipitaceae
Exons: 1
Coding region: 1-180 (59 amino acids)
Source: RefSeq, a predicted model, not a curated record